Manduca sexta (tobacco hornworm) is the source of this 1785-nucleotide messenger RNA. RefSeq names its product ionotropic receptor 75a-like. The record is from RefSeq and is a predicted model, not a curated record. Lineage: Eukaryota; Metazoa; Arthropoda; Insecta; Lepidoptera; Sphingidae. Gene Ontology annotation, cellular component: membrane. The coding region runs from base 1 to 1785 and encodes 594 amino acids. Gene Ontology annotation, molecular function: glutamate-gated receptor activity. The transcript has 6 exons.
AUGAGCCCCUUCCAUCUUCUGUUUUUCUCCUAUAUCACUACUGAAUUACGCCUCCUAGUUGACAUCUUCAAAAGAAAACACAUUCAGGAUGUAAUUAUUUUCAAUUGCUGGCGCGAAGAAAUCGCUGUAGCUGCUCAGAAAAUUUUCACCAAUAAUAAAAUAAGAAGCAACAAUAUGGUUCUUAACAUUUCAAUACCUGUUCGUCGAUCCAGAGUUGGCAUUGUAGUAGAUAGUUCUUGUGAAGAUUGGAAAGAAAUUUUUGAUUGUGAAGAUUCGAGAAUAAAUUUCCAAAACCCUUACGUAUGGGUUUUUAUCACUAAAGAUAUCAAUUCUACAGUUAAAGAACUCUCUCAAUAUCCCAUUGAAAUAGAUUCUGACACUACUAUUGCUGAUAAAACUGAAAAUGGAUAUAAUUUAUAUGAAAUAUACAAUACAGGAUUUAAGAAAAAUGGCAUAUUUAAAACAGUCCAUAUAGGAGAUUGGCGAUCUUCUUUAAAUAUCGAACAUCCAAAAAGAAGGAACGAUCUUAGUGGAGUAGUGUUGAGUUGUGCGGUCGUUGUUCUAAAGAAAUUGGAAGAGGAAACCUUUGAACAUUAUCUGAUGCAAGCCACUCAUGUUGGAUUCGACUCUCUGCAUAAACUCAAAUAUAUUACACUACUGAAUUAUUUGAAAGAUAUGUACAAUAUGACUUAUGAUCUUCAAAGAACCAACUCGUGGGGCUAUAUUCGGAACGGCAGCUUCGAUGGCAUGGUGGGUUCUCUUCAGAGAGGACAAACGGACAUCGGCGGCUCUCCAAUUUUCUUCAGGGCUGACAGAAACGAGAUUAUUGACUACACAGCUGAGGUUUGGCAUUCGAGACAUAGCUUUAUCUUCCGCCAUCCAAAGCAUCCUAGUGGCCUCUAUACGAUAUACACGCGGCCGCUCAGCACCAUCGUGUGGUUCAGCGUCCUGGCUCUUCUUCUCUUCUCUACUGUCGUGCUGUGUGUUAUAUUCAAGCUGAGCUGGUCUCAGUCUUCAGACUCUUCUUUGAGUCUAGCUUUGCUGUUUUUGUGGGGAGCUCUUUGUCAGCAAGGAACAUCAUUAGUACAACAAUCAACUUCGAUGAAAAUUUUAAUUUUUUCAACGUUCGUGUAUUCCGCCAUCUUGUAUCAGUAUUAUACAGCAUCUGUGGUUUCCACUUUAUUGAUGGAGGCACCGAAAAACAUUAAAACUUUGAAGGAUUUGUUGGAAAGUAAUCUCAGAAUUGGAGUUGAAGAGGCUUUGUAUGACAGAGAUUAUUUUAAGCGAACCACAGACCUGGUUGCCCUCGAAAUCUACAAAAGGAAAGUCAAACAAGGCGCCUCAGAGAACUUCUUCCUCCCGGAGAAGGGCAUGGCCCUGGUGAAGAAGGGAGGGUUCGCGUUCCACGUUGACACCAUCGUCUCCUACGGGAUUGUGAAGAAGACCUUCAGCGAGCGCGAGGUCUGUGACAUCCAGGAUGUGCCGAUGUAUGCUCCUCAUCGCUUGGGCGCUGUGAUGAAGAAGCAUUCGCCUUAUAGAGACCAUUUGGCUUACGGCAUAAGGAAGAUAAUGGAAACUGGUCUAAUGUAUCGGAUUAAGUGGGCCUGGGACGAACCCCGCCCCUCCUGUGUGAAGACUCCUGACAGCAGCAUCUAUUCCGUCAGCAUCUUGGAGUUCUCCACGCCGCUGAUCAUCCUCGCAUUUGGGUUUUGGCUCUCUUUCGUGGUGUUGGUUUUGGAAAUUGUUUUGUGUUGCAUUACUCAACAGAGAAAUGUUCGUUCAUAA